Messenger RNA from Cucurbita pepo subsp. pepo (vegetable marrow), 2970 nucleotides. NCBI's taxonomy places the organism in Eukaryota, Viridiplantae, Streptophyta, Magnoliopsida, Cucurbitales, Cucurbitaceae. The record is from RefSeq and is a predicted model, not a curated record.
GCUGUUUUAUGUGGUUUUGACAUAAAGCAUAGUUUAGAAGCAUGUUAUAGCACUCAUGCAUUCUAGUGAGAUUGUGUGAGAAAGAGGUCUGAGGGUUGUGCGUAUAAAGAAAUGUUGGGUGAAUAUCAAGUGCGUCGGUCAAAUGGUUGUGUCGCCGUUGGAUUUAGAUGAACAUCGAUGGCCUUGUUUGAAAAUAGUUAGGGUCGGUGCGAUGAGUCUAGAAAGACAAGUAGUGGGGAUUGUUGAGAACGUUGAUGAUCUUGGAUAAAAAUCUAUUGGGGUCGAUGAAGUGAUUCGGUGACUCUGGUUAAAAUCAGUUGGGGUCAAUAGAAAGCGUUGAUGGUCUUGGAUAAAAUCAGUUGGGGACGAUGAAGAAUGUCGGUGACCCUGGAUAACAUUAGUUGGGUCAACGUACCUUGAAGGUGUCGGUCGCAGGAAGCCUUGUGAGAGCUAAAUUGUGGGAAUUGAGUGAGCUUGAGUAGAGAUUGAGUAUGCAUUACAUGAUGCAAACUCGAGGCUUCAUUUAUGGACCCUUUUGAUGAAAUUCUUUCUGAUCCUGGUUUCACAUCCCGAACUGGGGGUAGAUUUCAACCAAAGAUCAAACCACGUCCUAAAAAGCAAACUUUGGCUCCACAGUUGUCCACAGUAUCUCAAGAUAAGAAGGGAACAACAUCGGAUGCUAAAUCUUGUCAUGAUGGUAGAGGAAACACAAAAUCAAUCAAGUCGUCAUCCCAACUUCCUGUAAUAGAGGAGAACAAGGAAUCUGAAGAUGAUUUGCUCUUGGCUACCGUAGACUGUACGCUGCUUGAUUUGGAUUCUUGUGGUGGUAUUCUUCCUUCAGGUUCUACUAUCGAUGGUCCAGUUGGAGUAGAAAAUCUUACCGAUGAUAGCAAAAAUUCGGGAAUAUUGAACUAUUCCCAUUCAAGUGCCUCUAGAGCUCAUGAAGCUACGGUUCUGGGUCAAAGUGGACUAGGAUCAAUCCAGCCUGAGGAUGGGCAUUCCAAUGAUGGUAAAAUAGCAGGGCAGAAUACAGAUGUAUUUUAUGAAUUGGAAUGGCUAGAUGAUUUUCAUAGCCAACCAAAGAAUGAAGCAGAUCCUUCAAGCCUUAAGCAAGCAACAAUUUCCAAUGAGGACGGAGAUUUGGAUAAACAAAGGUUGGAAGUAGAGGAAUGUGGAGCAGGGGCUAAUAUCACCAGGGAUACAAUAAGUUCUGGGACCACUACUCCCUCUGAACAACCCGCUUGCAAGUAUAUACCAAAGCCCAAAAUGAGAAUUGCAGGAGACAGUUGCACACAAAGCUCUCAGCCAGAAAUCUCUAAUACGCUUCCACCAUCUCCACAAGUUAUUUCUUGUGAUACUAGGUGCAUGCAUGAAGCCUCAAUUGGUACCCAUUCAGAUGGUGUUCUUAAUGAUUCAUCGAUCAACUUUGAUGACUACUCUCCUGUCAACCAGCACAUUGAAGCACCUGUUAAUGUAGAGUCAUUAGCAUAUGACUCUUAUGGUGACAUACUGGUAGAUGAUUUUAAUUCAGAUGAUCAGGAUGAGAUGUUAAGAGAAGAGGGUGGUAAGAAUGGUGAAGAAGACCCUUCGAGUCGAUCAAAUAUGUCUCAGCAGCAAGAGAUGUUCCCCCCAGUUGGUGAAGAAAUUGAGCAUAGCAAAACUUCGAGGAAGUUGAGACAGCAGGUUUCUCAUCAACUUGAUGAUCCAGAAGAUGGUGUUGAUGAUUUCCCUAGUGAACGCUUUAGUAAUUGUGAUAUACAUGGAGAUGGCUAUAAAAAAAAUGAAACCUCAAAAGGACGUCGAGGAACAAAAACUAAAACAAAGUCAUUGAAACCUUCUAGUGAUAAUGAAAAACCAACUCGGAAGCGCAAGGAGGCUAAUAAAGCAGUUCCAGAUUUGCAAGCUGAAAAGCGUCCUAAGAAGUUCUCCCAUUCAACUCGCCGGAAUAGAAGGCAAGUAAACAAGGUUUUGCUUGAAACUCCGGAGGAUGAAAUUGACUUUCAAAAAAUAAGUUUUAGGGAUCUCAUUAUUUAUCACGAGCACAAGGAGAAAUUAGAGAAAAAAGAGGCAACCACAAGGCAAUCGGCAACCAAUCAAAGAACCGAUACUGUCGGUGAGGAGAUUUACAAUGAUGGAGAGGAAAGCCUUGCUGAUGAACAAGGUAGAGGUACCGAUGAUGAUGAAACGCCUGAUGUAGUUGACAUGACUUCUGCUUACUUUAAUUACCAUUCAUUCAUGGACAAAACAUCACGUACAAAGUGGUCAAAGCAUGAUACAGAACGUUUUUAUGAGGCUGUUCGACAAUUUGGAACGGAUUUUUGUAUGAUACAACAAUUGUUUCCAGGCCGAACACGGCAUCAAAUUAAACUAAAAUUCAAAAAUGAAGAACGUCAUCAUCCAUUUCGCCUAUCUGAUGCUAUAACUAAUCGUGCCAAAGACCACUCCCAAUUUUUAUCGUUGAUUGGGCAGCUGCAAGAAGCUGCUAAUAAGGCAAAACACGAGUCCAAUGAAGACGAGUUGACUGAAAUUUCUGGGGAUGAGGAGCUGGGAGAGUUGGCACCUGAAACUAACGAGGAAGAAGUGGCAAAACCUGGAGAAGUGGAGGACACAAAAAUGGAAGAAUUUGUUGGUGAAAUUCACAGUCCAUUGAAGGCUGAUGAAAGUGAUGAUGAUGACCCUCAUAGAUGGGAUGAAUAUAAAUUUGACUAUUAGUUAACCUUAUUUAUAAUCAGAUCAAUGCAUGGCUAUUAGAUUAUUUGUAUUGAUCAAUUGUUGGUGGGUGGCCCUUGGGACAUUCUUAACUUUUUGUUCAUAACCCUUGAGAUCAGAGUGUUCUAGUGUUGUCUAGAGGUGUAUAAUUUUUCUUUUCUUUUCUUUUUUUUUUGUAUAUAUAUGUGUACACACUUUAAAUAUCGUUUCCCUACAAGAUUUUCUGUCAAAAUAUAUGCAAGAAAUGUAGGGGACUAUAUC